AAAAUCAGGAGAUCGGCUCCAAAAUCCCCAACUAAAACCUCUGCCCUCUUCUUCGUCGUCGUCGUCGUCGUCGUUUCUCUUUCUCUCGAUCCCCAUUCGAGAUGGAGAUGAGCAUCCCUCCCAAAUCCUUCAAUACCAUCUCCAUGCCUCGGUUCAUCUCUUCUGUACUUGUGAUUCUACUCCUCCUCACUGUUGAGGUUCGUGCUUCUCCGUUUGGACGGAAGAGUGGCAAGUCGUCAGUGUUCUCUUUGUUCAAUCUUAAGGCAAAGAGUAAAUUUUGGAGCGAAUCGGUUAUUCGUGGAGAUUUUGAUGAUUUGGAGGGAUCGCUGGAUCCUGGUAAAACUGGGGUUUACAAUUUCACGAAAGCAGGCAAUAUUGCGAACUAUUUGAAUCUGGCAGAGGUGGAUUCCAUGUAUUUGUCUGUUCCAGUCAACUUCAUAUUUAUAGGUUUUGAAGGAAAAGGAAAUCAUGAGUUCAACUUGAGUCCUGAAGAACUUGAGAAAUGGUUUACCAACAUAGAUCACAUCUUUGAGCAUACACGAGUUCCUCAUGUCGGGGAGGUUCUCACCCCAUUCUAUAAGAUAAGCAUUGAUAAAGUUCAACACCAUCAUCUUCCUCUUAUCAGCCACAUAAAUUACAAUUUCUCUGUUCAUGCUAUACAUAUGGGGGAAAAGGUUACUGAAGUUUUUGAAUUUGCCAUAAAAACUUUAUCUCGUAAGGAUGGCAUAUCUGAUUCUAGGGUAGAUGAAGAUGUUUUUUGGCAAGUUGAUGUUGACGGGAUGGAAUACCUUUUCUCAACUCUUAUUGAUUAUCUUCAGCUUGAAAAUGCAUACAACAUUUUUAUACUAAACCCCAAGCGCAAUGCUAGAAGAAGUCAUUAUGGCUAUCGGAGAGGCUUGUCUGAUUCAGAGAUAAAUUUUCUUAAGGAGAAUAAGACUAUGCAAACAGAAAUAUUGCGAUCACAAGAUGUGGCAGGUAGCACCUUCGAAAUUGACAAGGGAAAAAGUUCAAAGUCUUUGUUUGCAAACCGCCAUCCAUCAACUUUUGCAUGGAGUACAACUGAAGAAAUUGAUACUAUGGACUGGUCAAUUAAAUGUUUAGAUGCUUUGAAUAAAUUUGAGAAAUCAAACGAAGGCAAGGAUAAUGCAGAAAUUAUUCAUAACAAAGUUCUUCAGAUUUGGCAUGGAAAAAAGAAUGAUAUGCAGCAUAUUUUGAAAAAAGAGCUAAAAUCAGGGGAGCUAGCUGGUUUGCACCCUGAGUGUCUCACAGAUACAUGGAUUGGCUCAGAGAGGUGGGCAUUUAUUGAUUUGACUGCAGGACCAUUUUCUUGGGGUCCUGCUGUUGGUGGAGAAGGUGUCCGCACAGGAAAUAGUUUACCAAAUGUCAUGAAAACGAUUGGUGCAGUUGCAGAAAUUUCUGAAGAUGAAGCUGAAGAUAAACUUCAAGAUGCAAUUCGUGAAAGAUUUUCAUCAUUUGGAGAUGAUCACCAAGCCAUUGAUAUUCUUUUGGCAGAGAUUGAUAUCUAUGAACUUUUUGCUUUUAAACACUGCAAGGGAAGGAAAGUCAAGCUUGCCCUUUGUGAAGAACUUGAUGAGAGAAUGAGUGAUUUGAAAACUGAGUUGGAAGGGUACAAAGGUGAGGAGCAUGAUGAAAGCAAUAAGAAGAAAGCUUUUGAUGCAUUGAAGCGAAUGGAGAAUUGGAAUUUGUUUAGUGAUACAAUUGAGGAAUUUCAAAGUUACACUGUUGCACGUGAUUCAUUUCUUGCUCAUCUUGGUUCUACAUUAUGGGGAUCUAUGAGGCAUAUAAUUGCUCCCUCUGUGGCUGAUGGAGCAUAUCACUACUAUGAGAAGAUAUCAUUUCAGUUAUUUUUUGUCACACAGGAGAAAGUCAUUGAUAAAAAGAGGUGGCCUGUGAACAUAGGGGCUCUGACUGAUGGGUUAUCUUCUCUGCUAGGACCAUCUCAAAAAGUCAUGUUUCAUCCACAGUGGCUUUCACUCUCUGAAGACAAUGCUCUUAUGAUGGCCUUCGCGGUGGCACGGCGUGCAGCUGCAGUCCCACUUUUACUUGUUAAUGGUACUUACAGAUCAACUGUUCGUGCCUAUUUGGAUUCCUCCAUUCUCCAGCAUCAGCUGCAGAGAUUGACUGAUCAAGGCUCACUCAAGGGAAGUCAUUUCAAUACUAGGUCCACUCUAGAAAUUCCAAUUUUCUGGUUCAUACACAAUGAACCACUGCUGGUGGACAAGCAUUAUCAGGCAAGGGCACUUUCUGAUAUGGUCAUUGUUGUUCAGUCUGAGACACCCUCUUGGGAAAGCCACUUGCAGUGCAAUGGGAGAUCUCUUUUGUGGGACUUGAGGAAUCCCACUAAAGCUGCCAUAGCUGCUACUGCUGAACAUCUAGCUGGGUUACUUCCUCUUCACCUGGUAUACAGUCAUGCCCAUGAAACUGCUGUUGAGGACUGGACGUGGUCUGUAGGUUGCAAUCCUUUGUCAGUUACUUCUCAAGGCUGGCAAAUUUCUCAUUUCCAGUCUGAUGUGAUAGCUCGAAGUUAUAUCAUCACUGCUUUGGAGGAGUCCAUACAAGCUGUUAAUGCAGCUAUCAAUCGGCUAGUUAUGGAGCGCACAACUGCACGAGGUUUUAAACUAUUCAAAUCUCAAGAACGCGCAUUGGUAGAAAAGCAUAAUUCAAUCAUUAGCUUAUGGAGAAGAAUUUCUAGUAUUUCUGGUUCGCUGCAUUAUGGUGAUGCUCUAAAUCUUCUAACUUUUCUCGAGGAGACUACAAAAGGAUAUACCGAUUUGGUGAACUCCACUAUUUCUGCUUUGCAUCCGCUUCAAUGCACCAAGGAGAGGAAAGUUGAUGUACAAUUUGAUCUAACUACGAUCCCUGCAUUCUUGGUUGUCUUUGCCAUUCUUUGGUUUGUGUUGAGACCCAGACGGGCCAAACCGAAGAUAAAUUGAGGCUCCAAGGAGCAAUCUGGACGUGUAUUAGUACAACUUGAGAUACCAUGGGAGCCUGCCCCUCCUACAGACAAAUUUUAGAGCAUCCGCUGAUGACUGAGCUACCCAUUUUGUAAGGGUUGUGAAAGAAGAUUUAACAAAUAUAACCCAAUGUCGGGAAAUUUAUUGUAUUUUGUAGUCUCUGAACUCUGAAAUUUUAUCACAAUGAUUAUGUCAAAGGUGUCUUUUUAAUUGCUAUACACUAUAAUUGGACUUUAGUAAAUAGGCCUCUUAAAUUA
Molecule: messenger RNA, 3232 nt
Organism: Dioscorea cayenensis subsp. rotundata (Guinea yam)
Lineage: Eukaryota; Viridiplantae; Streptophyta; Magnoliopsida; Dioscoreales; Dioscoreaceae
Exons: 25
Coding region: 102-2954 (950 amino acids)
Source: RefSeq, a predicted model, not a curated record